UUCCGAAAUAUAUUCCCACCCCUCGCAUAACUUGAUUUCUGAGCCACGGUGGCGACGAUGGAGGCGUCUUCUUCUUCUCUGUGUCUGGUUCCGUCUUUGUGGACCGUUGGAUCAGGACCUCGUCGGAAGAACUCGACGGUUAGUUUUGUUUCUCGGGGAAGAAGCAACGGUUUGAUGAUAAGUAAACGACGGCUCAGAACGCCGUCAGCUCUAGGUGACCUCGCUGACACGGUGGCGGAGACAGGCAAAUCGGAGAUUACGUGGCAAAUCAUAGUUGGAGCUGUCGCUGGAGUCACACCUUUCGUUGUUGCAGGUGUUGAAUUCAGCAAAAGAAUAAUUGAACAGAAGAGAUGUGAAGAAUGUAGAGGAACAGGACUUGUAUUUAGAGACAAAAAGUAUUUCCGUUGUCCGGGAUGUGGUGGGUUUCUUCCAUGGCAGUCAUGGAGAAGAUUCUUUACGGGCUGAUGAUGAUGAUCUCUGCAUAUAUGAAAGCAAGUGGGGAUAGAGAAAGAGAUUCUAGAUUACAAUUAAAGAUUUGUAUAUUUUAACAACACGUUUUCUGGAAUUUUUUUUUUAUAAAUCAAACAAAUAUGUUUCGGGAUAACAUAAAAUCAUGACCAAUAUCUCCCUCUCCCUAUA
Brassica oleracea var. oleracea is the source of this 639-nucleotide messenger RNA. RefSeq lists its product as uncharacterized. Lineage: Eukaryota; Viridiplantae; Streptophyta; Magnoliopsida; Brassicales; Brassicaceae. The record is from RefSeq and is a predicted model, not a curated record. The transcript is spliced from 4 exons. Bases 58 to 465 code for a protein of 135 amino acids.